Vicia villosa (hairy vetch) is the source of this 669-nucleotide messenger RNA. Its product is annotated as transcription factor bHLH162-like. Lineage: Eukaryota; Viridiplantae; Streptophyta; Magnoliopsida; Fabales; Fabaceae. Gene Ontology annotation, cellular component: RNA polymerase II transcription regulator complex. The record is from RefSeq and is a predicted model, not a curated record. The transcript has 3 exons. Gene Ontology annotation, molecular function: protein dimerization activity; RNA polymerase II transcription regulatory region sequence-specific DNA binding; DNA-binding transcription factor activity, RNA polymerase II-specific. Gene Ontology annotation, biological process: regulation of transcription by RNA polymerase II. Bases 13 to 669 code for a protein of 218 amino acids.
GGUUGUUUUUCAAUGGAUCCCUAUCAACAAGCUGGUCAACCUUCUUCUUCAACAAAAGUCGAAAGAAAAAUAAUAGAGAAAAAUAGGAGAAAUAAGAUGAAGAAUCUUCAUUCCAAACUCAACUCUCUUCUUCCUAACUAUAAUCCCAAGGAAACCUUACCACUAAUUGAUCAAGUUGACGAUGCUAUAAACUACAUAAAGAGCUUAGAGACAAAUUUGAAAUUGGCGAAGGAGAAGAAAGAAAGAUUAAUGAGAAGCAAGAGAUCGCGUAGUGGCUGUUUGAGUUCUUCUGGAGCAAAAGGAAGCGUAAAAUCACCAAAAAUAGAGAUUGAUGAAAAUGGUUCUUCUCUACAAGUUAUUGUAACAUGUGGGGUUGAUGAACAGUUCAUUUUCUAUGAAAUUCUAAGAAUACUACAGGAAGACCACGUGGAGGUCAUCUCAGCAAAUUCUUCAUCGAUAGGAGAUUCAGUUAUACAUGUUGUGCAUGCAGAGAUUCUGCAAUCAUUGCUUCAAUUUGGAGCGACCAAUAUAGGUGAAAGAUUGAAAAAGCUUGUGAAUGGAUCUACGAGAGUGGUGCAAUUAACAGAGCCUCAGUUGUGGGAUUUUGAGAUUAGAAAUGAGAAUUGGGAUUUAAAUUCUAUAGUAAACCAGUGUUUACCGAAUUCUUGA